AUGUCGAUCAGAGAUUGUUCUCUCGCUUCAGAAGAUCCCAGCGAUCGUAUUUCCUACCAACUCAAGACACAUGUUUUGACGGAAAAGGGUCUAGAAACAGAGGGCAAUAUUUGGGCGAUGACGGAAAGGAUCGGCCUUUUGAGCUUGUUCAAUACCCUCAAGUUUCCAAAAGGCGAAGGAGACAGGCUGAAGUCAAUCUUUCUCAGGGUGGAAGUUUCCAAUGGUAAUAUUGACGCGAAGCUACGCGACGACAUUGAGGAACUUGCGAUCUGGGCGACGUGGUCAGUGAUUCGAUGCCUGCAUGCUAGUACCAAGUACCACCAUCUUGUAAUGGUGAUGUACGAUUGGUUCAAGUGCUUUGCCACGAUUAACAUAGGUCCAAAAACUUCUGUUGUUGGCGAAAAUGAGAUAGUUCGCUUUGACGACACACUUUCCUCAGACUGUUUCCAGGCCAAUGGGAGUGGUAUUGAAUGCUUCUGGAUCUUGAACCGCUUUUUCAAGCACGGCUGCAUUUAUGCUGGCCGACUUGAGAAUGCAGAUCCUGAUGGACCCUUAACCGCUGUCUUUGACUGCGACAGCCCUGAAGACAUAUUCACACCUCUAAUUAUCUCAUUGUCAGAUUCAGUCAAAUUACGACAAGAGCCUGUGUCUUUCAUUGUAGUGAAGCAAGAAAGUUCCACGCAACAACAGGUUCUUUGUUGUAAGCGGCUGUGCGAGGGGUUUGGCAAACCCCUCGGGAAGAUACGACACACAAUAGACAGUGCUGCUUAGCAUGGAAUAUCAAUUCAGACUCCACUCAAGCACCUUUCGGUGCAGAUAUGCGGAGAGAACCAGAAGAGGAUCAGACUGUGGGGAAAUUGUUGGAGGAAAACAACGAGUUUCAGCUUGAUCUUCCAACGCUCGACAAAACUCCUCUGAGGCUCCCGCUCAAGUCCGGCAUGCCAAGCCACCCCUAUGAGUCGACCACUCAUUGCAGUGCCUGUGAUUGCUCCAUAGUGAACACUGAUUACAGAGCCUGUAAGGCUUGCGAUGUGACAAUCUGCAAUAUCUGCCAUCUCAAAGGCUUAGGAUGUGCGAAAGCACAUGAGCCUCGCCAUAUGAUUGUUCUCGAGACCUUGGAGCUUCCAGUCGAAUGUUCUCUAUACAUUUGCAUUUUUCAGAAGAAUUUGCCAGCUUUGAAGCGACUGCUUCAACUCAGAUAUAUCAAGUAUACAGCCAAGGACAAAAAGUUGUUGGACAUCGCAACUAUACCCGAGAACGCAGAGUACCUCAGGGCCUUGCUAGAUGCAGGACUAGUCCAUAUUGUGGACGAUUUAGGCAAAACUGCUCUUCACAGAGCUGCUGAAGAGGGCAAAUUAGCAAUUGUCAAUGUUCUCCUCGAAGCACAGUCGGAUACUACCACACAAGAUAAUUUUGGUGAGACACCAUUACAUUACGCAGCCGAAAAUGGGCAUUUGGCAGUCGUACAAUGUCUCUGCGAGCAUGUCGUACAAGGCGAUAUUCGAGAUAGAAGUAAUCGCAGCGCGUAUAUAUGUGCCAACUCAAAUAAUCAUGCCAUGGUUUGUGAGUAUCUAGAGUCUCAAGGUCUGGCUUAUCUGUGA
Molecule: messenger RNA, 1601 nt
Organism: Hymenoscyphus albidus
Lineage: Eukaryota; Fungi; Ascomycota; Leotiomycetes; Helotiales; Helotiaceae
Source: the annotation of a GenBank genome assembly